CCCACUCCUUGUGCGUACACUCAUUUUUCUCCUGCUCCACAAUUCGAUCUCCUGCUCCAUCGACUCGUCAAUGCAGUGACUUGUCUAAGCGGCUACUCAUUGCAUGAGUCACUAAAGUGGAAUGUGGUGGAAAAUUCUGACUUGUUUAUGGUUUAUUUACUUGUCCAAGCGACCACACAUUGCAUGAGUCACUAAGGUGUAAUAUGCUGGAAAAUACUCUACUUUUGACUUGGUUCAAUUAUCUUUAACAUAUGUCGGGAUACUCUAGAUUUGAUUUUAGUGCUGCUAGUCCAGAGGAAUUAGCUUUCAAAGGGACCGUUCUGAAUGGGCAGAGGGGAAAUUUGAUGAGCGGCAGUUUGGACAGAUCUGGAAGCUUUCUGGAGGGCAAUGAGGGACGGAUGUUUGUUUCUGGUGCUAUUAUGUUCCGGGGAAAUUCCACUUCUGCGUGGGUCUUGCCUCCACUAUCUCAGUGUUUGAUGUUAGAUCCUAUUAGCAUGGGAGAUCAAAAACACAUUCGGUCAGCUGAAUUAAAGAAGGCACUGGGGAUAUCUUGCGGAAGCACCCUUGAAGAUUGUUCUUUUGGAGCAUCUAGUCUGAAGCCUUCCUCUCCAGUGGCUCCUGAGGACCUGAAACGAUUCAAAGCAAGUGUAAUAGAGGCUUCGGUCAAGGCUAGGGGGAGAUCAAAAAGGUUGGAUGAAUCUCUGCACAAGCUAAACAAGUAUUGUGAAGCUUUAAACUCAAAAAAGCAACUUAGGAAUGACAUGUUACCAAAUGAGAGGUUGGGAGGGUUGAACUUGUUAAAGAUGGGAGGUCAGAUUCACCGCAGUGCUUCAGAACUUGUGAAUCAAAGGUUUGAAGACAGGUCCAAGAAUGUCACUCUGAAUAAGCGCUUUCGCACACCAAUAGCUGAAAUACGGGCUGAAGGACAGAAUAAUAACUUGAGGCAGCCUUUGGUCGCUGGUAAAGAUAGAGAUACCCUUAGGGACGGUGCAGAAUGUUGUGAUUUUGUUGAGGAGAAGAUUCGUAGAUUGCCUGCAGGAGAAACUUGGGACAGAAAAAUGAAAAGAAAACGUUCCAUGGGGACUAGUUUUGCCAGAUCUAUUGAUGGGGAAGGAGAAAUGAAAAAGGUUAUGCAUCUCAAGAUAACAAAUGAAUCUGGUCUGCAGUCCUCUGAUACUCAAGGUUUGAGAUCAGGAUCAUCUGGCAAUAAUAGCAAACUUGACCUUUCCUCUCUGCCUGCUAGUUCAAAUGGAUGUGCCACUGCUAAGAAUGAGCAGGAAAAAGUCCAAAGGGAUUCAGUUGAUGGAUCAAAUAAGGAACGGAUUAUCCUGAGAGGAAACAAGUUUAAUGUUCGUGAUAAUAAUCAUAUUAGUGGUGCCUAUCCAUUGACAAAAGGAAAGGCCUCAAGGGCCUCAAGAACUGGUCCCUUAGUGGCUGCCAACUCAUCUAUUGCAUCUCGUUCAUGUGAAGCACUUGAUUCCUGGGAACGAUCUUCAAAGAUGAACAAGCAUCAGUCGGUUUCUGGGAACAGCAACCGCAAGCGACCUUUGCCUACAGGAUCUUCCCCACCCUCUAUGGCCCAAUGGGUUGGACAGAGGCCUCAAAAAAUUUCCCGCACUCGAAGAGUAAAUGUGGUAUCUCCUGUGCUGAAUACUGAUGAAGGACAGAUGCCAUUGGAAUGUUAUUCUCCUUCUGAUGUUAGCACCAGAAUGACUUCCAUUGCUACAAGUGGAUCACUUUUUUCCAAGGGUGCUGCGAACGGCAUCCAACAAGGUAGAGUGAAACAUGAAAAUGGUUCCUUGCCACCCAUGUUAUCUGACAGUGAAGAACCUGAUGCUGUUGAAAGUAAAUUAAAGGAGAAAGGAUUGGAAAGCAGCGAGGCUGAUGAAAAAGCUAGUAAUAAUUCUCAGAAUAUAAAUUCAGUCUUAACUACAAGAAAAAACAAGAUGCCCAGUAAAGAAGAGAUUGGAGAUGGCCUGCGGAGACAAGGAAGGAGUAAUAGGGGAUCAUCAAUAUUGAGGACUAGCUUCUCACCCUCGAAAGAGAAGUUUGAGACUACAACCCUGGCCAAGCCACUUAAAAAUACGAAGCCUAUUUCUGAAAAGAAUGGAGGUAAGUCAGGACGUCCUCCUCUGAAGAAAUCUUCUGAUAGGAAAUCUAUUACUCGCCUUGGGCAUCCAUCAACUGGUGAUUCCCCUGAUUUAUCAGGGGAGUCGGAUGAUGACCGAGAAGAAUUGUUAGAAGCGGCCAAUUUUGCGAGCAAUUCCAGUUAUGCUGGCUGUUCUAGUUCAUUCUGGAAGAAAUUGGAACCAAUUUUCGCUCCUCUCAGCUUGGCAAAUGUAGAUUACUUGAAGCAGCUGGUUAAAUCAAUGGAGGAGGAUCAUGGUUUGUCUCAGACAGUUAGUCUGACAAAUGAUGUCUCGGAUGAACUUUUGCUCAAGAACAACUCUCUGUCACAAUGUCAGAAGGAGAAAAGCAUUUCAAGUCAAAUGAAUUCAAAAGAAAUAUCUUCAAUGAUUGACAUGGAUGGUCAGCAUGUGGAUGGUGGCUUUUUGCAGAGACAAGCAGAUUCAGGGGAAAGCAAAGUUGCACCAUUGUACCAGCGAGUUUUGGCAGCUAUUGUCCUAGAAGAUCAAGUUGAUGAGGCUGAUGAUUCUGUGGAUAUUGAACACAAAUCUGUGAUAGGGGCUGAAUUUGAAUAUCAUUGUGUAUCUAGUACUGAAGUUAGGACUCAAUGUGCUUCAGAUGUGUUACCUUGUAAUGGGAAUAUUGCAUUUACUAAUGGCUUGAACAUCCAUGAUCAAGAACUUGAUGAUCUUUUACCAAUACAUCAGGCACCAUUAAAUUCAGACACUGAAUUGUUCCCAAAGUUAUCUAAAAAUGGUAGCGGUGGAUUACUAGCUGUGAAUAUGGAUUCGUCUUCAUUAUCUUUUAAUUGCCAAUUUGAGAACAUGAGUUUGGAUGAUAAAAUCUUGCUGGAGCUGCAGAGCAUUGGCCUAUAUCCAGAGGCAGUGCCUGAUCUUGCUGAUGGAGACUGUGAACCUAUUGACCAAGAUAUUAUUCAUUUACAGAAAUGUCUUAACCAGCAGGUUUGUAAGAAGAGAGAGUACUUAAUGAACCUUAUUCCAGAAAUGGAGAAAGUCAGGGAAACGGAACAACGAGCCCUUGAGCCGGUUGCUAUGGAGAAACUUGUUGAAUUGGCUUAUAAAAAGAAGCUGGCUACUCGUGGAAGUAGUGCAGCAAGAAAUGGACUUCCGAAGGUAUCAAAGCAAGUUGCCUUGGCUUUUAUGAAGAGAACUCUUGCUAGAUGCAGGAAAUUUGAGGAUACUGGGAGAAGUUGCUUUAUGGAUCCUGUGCUUAAAGAUGUUCUUUUGGCUGCACCUGCUCAUGACAAUUAUGCUGGCUCAGUUGCUGCCAUCAAUCUACCACAAACUCAAAAUUCUGAGGGAGAGGCUAUGCUCUCAGGUUUUACCUCUUGUAGGGAGCAACAUGGUCUUGAAAAUGAUCAAAUCGGCAGUAGUCCAGUGGAUGUAUUUGAGAAUCUAAACCAGCUCUCUGACCAUGAUUUUGCCAGAACAGGACCAAUACUAAACCGAGGGAAGAAAAAGGAACUACUGCUUGAUGAUGUUGGUGCUGCUGCUUCUUUGAGAUCUGUGCCAAUUCUUGGCAAUUCUUUCAUGGGCGGAGCAAAGGGAAAGAGGAGUGAGAGAGAGAAGGACAAAGACCCUUCAGGAAGAAAUUCUGUUGCUAAAACUGGUCGACCCUCUGUAGGUUAUUCUAGGGGUGAGCGUAAAACAAAAGCAAAGCCCAAACAGAAGACAGCUCAACUGUCUGCAUCUGUAAAUGGAUCUCUUGGCAAGUUGCCAGAAAGUACUGAUUCUGAGCACCUGUUCACUCUUGGUUCUGGUGAAGGGAAUGACAAAGGGAACGCCAGAAAAUGUAAAAUGGAGUCUGUUUCUCAUGGCCAUACAUCUAAUAAUUUAUCCAUGGAGCUGGGGCCAAACAUUGACUUUUCUAACUUGCAUGAAUUUGACUCGAUAGAACUGGGUGUAGAUAAUGAACUUAAUGAGCAUCAAGACCUGGGCUCUUGGUUGAACAUUGAUGACGAAAAUUUACAAGAUCAUGAUGCAGUGGGCCUAGACAUACCAAUGGAUGACCUGUCUGAGUUGAAUAUGUUCUAAUGAAGGAGAAUCCAGGACAUAUACAUUCCUAUGGACAGUUUGACUUAUAUAAACGGUGCUGUGUCAGAGGAAGCUGCUAAUAGAAUUUAUACCUCUGAUUAUUUGCACUUGUAAUUAUGCCCAUUCUUUUUGUACACUUCUCUACAAAACCAAAGAGAACCAAAAAAAAAAAAAAGUGUAGUCCUCAAUUGUUCAUAUCAUUCAGGGAUUCCCUCAGGUUGUAACUGCUACAGUUUAAUCAAAAAAGAAAAAAUUUUGAUCAUCUUAUUUCUGUU
Neltuma alba is the source of this 4456-nucleotide messenger RNA. RefSeq lists its product as uncharacterized. The record is from RefSeq and is a predicted model, not a curated record. The coding region runs from base 252 to 4181 and encodes 1309 amino acids. NCBI's taxonomy places the organism in Eukaryota, Viridiplantae, Streptophyta, Magnoliopsida, Fabales, Fabaceae. The transcript has 16 exons.